GGACGAGCGAAAGAGCGGGCGGGCCAACGUUAGCCAGCCUGCGUGGUCAGGCGGGGAACGGCACCCUCGCCGGCGUCUACCCAGGAGGCAACAGGUGAGCUCGGCCCCCUGGCAUUAGGGCGAAGUGGCAAACACGUUGAUGCGGCGAAUGGGGUCUGGAUACGAAACCCCUUGACUUGAGUCUGUGAAGCCAGUCGUGCGCUGGUCUCAGGACAGACAAGAGGGAAGUUACUACAGUCUUUUAAAUAACAGUGGCGGCGGAGUUAGAGUGCUUUCCAGUCCCGCCCAAGGUAACGGCCGCCGAGUUUUGUUGUUAGCGAGCGGCUAGCUAGCUAGCAACGAUGGAGAGAGAGGGAGUGAGGACUUUUGCCAGCAAACAAGCAAAAAGACUCUCGCAGCAACAGGUGCAGCCGGACAGGAUGGAUAUGAACCACUUCAGUUCCAGGAAGGAAAGGACUGGAGAACGGACGACACAAGACUUUUGCUCUGAAAAGAUUGUGUCAGCUGAAAACUGCAUAAAACUACAGACUUGGCUGUUAGUUCUCAGUGGGAUCAGCAGUACCACCGACCCAUAGGGAAUAGAGGCCAACUCAGAUGGUGAAUCACAGAUCAGCGCCCCUGAAGAUGGUAGAGAUUCAGGACAUUUCAGCCCAGUGGAUGCAAGGUUUUCUGGCUGAAGUGAGAGAUGAUGAUGACUUCUUGAGUCUGAGCGAGCUCCCAGAAACUUUCCCCUCCGACCCUCCGGAGCCCUUACCCCACUUCCUGUUCGAACCUGAGGAAGGCUACAUUGUCAAAAAUAAGCCUGUCAAUCUCUACUGCAAAGCAACGCCCGCCACGCAGAUUUAUUUCAAGUGCAACAGCGAGUGGGUCCAUCAGAAGGACCACACUGUGGAGGAGAGGGUGGAUGAAAACUCAGGUCUGGUGGUAAGAGAAGCCAGUAUAGAGAUAACACGGCAGCAAGUCGAAGAGCUGUUUGGUCCUGAAGAUUACUGGUGUCAGUGUGUGGCUUGGAGCUCUGCUGGAACAACCAAAAGUCGCAAGGCACAUGUCCGCAUUGCAUACCUGAAGAAGUCAUUUGAACAGGAGCCCCUGGGAAAGGAAGUAUCUCUGGAGCAGGAAGUGCUGUUACAGUGUCGCCCUCCAGAGGGCAUACCAGCAGCUGAGGUUGAGUGGUUGAAGAACGAAGAGAUAAUUGACCCAGCAGAGGACAGAAACUUUUACAUCACCAUCGACCACAACCUGAUCAUCAAACAGGCGCGUCUGUCUGACACAGCCAACUACACAUGUGUGGCUAAGAACAUAGUGGCCAAAAGACGAAGCACUACAGCGACUGUUAUUGUUUAUGUGAAUGGUGGUUGGUCGACAUGGACGGAGUGGUCAGUGUGUAACAGCCGAUGUGGUCGAGGCUUCCAGAAACGAACCAGGAGCUGCACUAAUCCCGCCCCUCUCAACGGAGGACUGCCCUGUGAUGGACAAGCCAUCCAAAAACUCUCCUGCACCACACUGUGCACAGUGGACGGUGUGUGGACAGAAUGGAGUAAGUGGUCAGCCUGUGGGACAGAGUGUACCCAGUGGAGGAGAAGGGAGUGCAACAACCCAGCUCCUAAAAACGGAGGAAAGGACUGCGAGGGGCUUGUACUCCAGUCUCAGAACUGUACUGAUGGACUCUGUAUGCAAAGUUCAUUGUUUCAGAAGUCCACUGAGUCCAAAGAAAAGAGUGAUUUGGGAAUCCCAUCUGCUCCAAGUACAGACGAUGUGGCGCUGUACGUGGGCAUUGUCAUCGCAGUGAUUAUGUGCCUGGUCAUCUCUGUCAUUGUGGCACUCUUUGUCUACCGCAAGACACACCGUGACUUUGACUCAGUCAUCAUCGACACCUCAGCCCUAAAUGGAGGCUUCCAGUCUGUUAAUAUCAAAACAGCCAGAUCAGCUGAUCUACUGACAGCUCCUCCGGACUUGACAAAUGCAGCUGCCAUGUACCGUGGACCAGUGUAUGCCCUCCACGAUGUGUCUGAUAAAAUCCCAAUGACCAACUCUCCUCUCUUGGACCCUCUCCCCAACUUGAAGAUCAAAGUGUACAACUCCUCUGGACUGGUCACCCCACAGGAUGACCUCGGAGGGGACUUCACAUCCAAACUGUCUCCGAAGGUAACUCAGUCUCUGUUGGAUAACAGUGACACCAUGAACCUCCGCAACCAGAGCUUAGCCCGAACACGAGACCCUUCCUGUACAGCUCACGGAUCCUUCAACAACCAGGGAGGACACCUCAUCGUACCGAACUCUGGUGUGAGUUUGUUGGUUCCAGCGGGUGCUGUUCCUCAGGGUAGGGUGUAUGAGAUGUAUGUGACUGUGCACAGGAAGGAGAGCUUGAGACCCCCGGUAGAGGACAUCCAGACAGUGCUGAGCCCAGUGGUGAGCUGUGGACCUCCAGGAGCCCUGCUGACCAGACCAGUGAUCCUUACCAUCCACCACUGCGCUGACAAUGUGCAGGAAGACUGGCUCAUACAGCUGAAGAACCAACUGGCCAUGGGAGAAUGGGAGGAUGUGGUUGUAGUGGGAGAGGAAAACUUCACCACCCCCUGCUAUGUGCAGAUGGACUUGGAGGCUUGUCACAUCUUAACAGAGACACUGGGAACUUAUUGCCUGGUGGGUCAGUCAAUCGGCAAGGCAGCCGCCAAGAGGCUCAAACUGGCGGUUUUUGGACCUGUCUCCUGCACAACUUUGGACUAUCACAUCAGGGUCUAUUGUCUGGAUGAUACACAGGAUGCACUCAAGGAGGUUCUUCAGAUGGAGACCCAGAUGGGUGGGAAGCUUCUGGACGAGCCAAAGACUCUGAACUUUAAAGACAGCACGCACAAUCUGAGACUGUCAAUCCACGACGUGCCACACACACACUGGAAGAGCAAGCUCAUCGCAAAGUAUCAGGAGAUCCCAUUCUACCAGGUGUGGAGUGGCAGUCAGAGAACUCUUCACUGUACCUUCACCCUGGAGAGACUGAGCUCAGCCACCACAGAGAUCAGCUGCAAACUGUGUGUACGGCAGGUGGAAGGAGAAGGACAGAUCUUUCAGCUGAGCAACACUUUAGAGGAGGAGGUCCAGUGCAUAGACACGUCCCUGAUGGACCCUGCCAGUAAUAUCACAACCUUAGUGGGGCCUAAUGCCUUCCGCAUCCCUUUAUCCAUCAGACAGAAGCUGUGUGGCAGUCUGGAUGCACCGCAGACCAGAGGCAAUGAUUGGAGGAUGCUGGCCCACAAACUCAACCUUGACAGGUACCUGAACUACUUUGCCACCAAGUCCAGUCCGACAGGUGUGAUACUGGAUCUCUGGGAGGCCCAGCACUUCCCCGAUGGAGACCUAAAUGAACUGGCCGCUGUGCUGGAAGAGAUGGGUCGCCAUGACAGUAACCUCGCCUCCAUGACAAUGGAACAUUGACGAAGCAAAGUGGUUACCAAGACAAUGACAGAACCCUGGAGACAAUUACACGUGAAUUCUCUACGGUUGAUACUGCAGCAAGGGCAAUGAACGACUUAGAUGUGAGCAAAAGAAAAGUUGUUGCCAUGGUGAUUGAGCACCAGCUAAAUACCAUGGUAAUCAUGCCGACAUGGUAACAGACAGAAUGAGAGGUGCUGGAGCUGGAGCUGGAACUAUGCGCCUAUCUUUGUAUGUGUCAUUGCGCGAUGUUGCAGUGUCAUGUGUGACAGAAGGAAAGAUAACCCUACCUACCACACAAACAGAGUCUAUCAGGAACAAACAAAACAUACACACGCCUAAAAAAAAGACCUUGUCUAGUGUAACACCAGUUGUUCUCUUGCUGUUACUUUUUACUGAACAAAGACAGGAUGAGAAAAGAAGAAAGAUGCGACCGAGGUACUGACCUUGAAAACCUCUAUGGGAAUGGAACAGAAUCAUAAAGGGAGAGAAGCUAAACUGAUUACAGAAGAGUGGGAGAAGGUAGAUUGAGGAAAGAGAGAGUUACAGACUCUUUAGUAAGACGAGAGUAAACACAGAGAAAAGUUAAACUGAUUACAAACGGAGGGAAGACGUAAAGAUAAAAUGAUGAUGGAAGAAGCGGCAGGUGAUCAUCACAGGAUGGAAAAGAGAUAAUGAGAGAGGAGAUAAAGAAGUGAUCCCACUCCUCUCCUGUGAGCCUUGGCUGUACGUGUUUGCCAGUACAGUUUUUUUUUCUUUAUAUCGUUUCCUAGGGAACACUCUAUGUAUUCUGCUGUCCAUAUGUGUGGAUCAUUUCCUGCAAACAGAAUUUGCUACACAGUGACUGUCAAUCAAGGGCCCUGACCAGAAACAAGCCCAAGACAACAGCUUCCCUUUUUUGGCUGACAUAACAUCAUUUAUGAUGUUUAAAUUAGUGUUAGAUUAAGUAUCGAGUUUGUGGCUUUCUUCCAAGGUCACAGGAAAUCUAAAAGCACUACGUCAAAGGCAACUGAAAUUGCUCUCCAUUUGCCUUUUUACUUGUGCGCCCAAUCCUCUUUAAAAAGCCAGUCCAAAGAUGAUAACACUCCUGAUGGAUACAAGUGAAAACCUAUGUUUUGUUUGCUAUUUUUAGUAGCGUAUGGUUGUGACAGAUAUGUUUUGUCUGUUUUGAGGUAUAUUUAAGAUUGCACUUAUGAUAAACAGAUAAACAAGGCAAAGAUGCACAUUGUCAGCUAUUUCUUACAUUUAUGUACAGUAUACUACAGUAUACAGUACACAAAUAUGUUUUUGUUUUUUUUAAAGGAGUAAGCAUUUUCUAAUUUAAGAAAUGUAUAUAUUUUUGAUGUGAUUUGAGGUUGAUCGCAACUUCAUAUCCAGCAGUCUCUCUGAAAGACUGUUGGGGCUUGUUUCUGGACAGGGUGCAACUCAGAGAAAAGGGAGAAGACGCAAAAAGGGAUGAAGUAGAAGUGAAAACGCAAGUGUUUUUAAAUACAGUAAUAUACAGCACCAUAGUAUUACGUGAUAGUGAAUUAAAUACAACUGAUAUCAUUCAUUAUCGCUAAAUGUACACAAAUAUACUGAUUUUAUCAAUCUUAUUUUAAUUUACUAAAAUAUAAAUAGCCUACAUAUAUAUAUUUCUUUUGUAUUUUUGAUGUCGUAUCAUCACAGGAUGUCAGUUGUUAUCUGCCAUUAGGCCACAUGUUAUUUCAUUUGUGCUCACCACCAUGACUUUGCUGGUCACUAGCACCAUCCAGUGGCCUUUGAAGAAUAACAGCAUUUACAUUUUUUUUGAUCCUCUGAAACGUGUAAAUACAUGAUUAUCAUGUUCAUCCUAAGGACCUUGUAUGACCAUAUUAUUUUUGUUCAGUGAUCAUUAUUGUGUUAGUAACAUUAACUUUUGGGGUUUUCUUUUUGCCAUUUUAAUGUUUUUAUAGAUGUGAACUGUAUGGGGGUGAAAAAAAUAUGUAACAUAUCAGUUAGUUGCCCUUUUUCUGGAAACAAUGUUCUGUCAGCAACUAACAUUCCAACUCAUGGUGUUUAUGUUGAAAAAGUUGCAAUUCAGAGGUAAAAAUCAAGAUAACAAUGGGGGGGGGGUGUAAAAUGAAGUGUAAUAUAUUUGUGUUUUGCAGAGCAACAUUGUGAACCAAGGCUGGCUUUCAAAUGACCCCAGACGACAGUGUCUGAUGAAAAGGUGUAACUCCAGUGCGCGAGCGUUGAGGAAAGACAAACAGCCUUUUUUUUAGUGGCUUUUGAAUCAUUGUCUGAUGCCCCUGGGAACUUGAACUCUAUUCACCACGUAAAGGACAGCAUGAACGUUCAGUUCAAAGGAAACACAUGUAAAAUAAUCAAAAACUGGAGUUGAGAUACUCCUGCUCUGAAACUAUGGAGAGACGCCAUAUGAAACUGAACAUCAGGUAUGUAGAGGAGAUACUGAGGAGGAUAUUGUAAAGAAAACCAAGUAGGCAGGGGCCAAGUUAACACAGGUACAAAAGGUCAGAUCUUUACCCGGUUAUGGCAGAUUUCAUCUUGUGGCUGUCCACACGGGGAACCUUGACAUUGAAUUUUCGCAUUGAUUUUUCUUUCUUUGUUCAGUAAGUCAGCAAUGUGAAAGUUAAGAAAUCAGAUCUCUUGUAUCAGUGUCGAACCAGAUGUAGUAAACCCGGAGUCCUGAAAAUAUGUGUGUUAUGAACCAAAUUAGAGAAGGUGUGUGGUUAAAUGACAGAGUGGAUGUUUUGUAUCUUUUCAAAUGUACCUGCUGAUGUCAGAUGUUAGGAAAUCAAGAGGAAGAGAUGUGUACGUCUUACGAGGAUAAAAGCCUAAAACAUCAACUCAUCAAUUCAGUUUGUUUCAGAACAAAACAUACCCCAAAGGGGAUGACAGUGUCUCUUUCAUACGAUCUGAUCAUCAACUCAAAGGCAGAACUCAGUCAUACAAGAUCUGAUUUUUAACUGAUGAAACAUGUUCAAGGAAACAAUCAGUUAAGACAUGUCGGUUACAUAUUACUGUGUAACUUCACCCAAAAUUUGAUCCUCGCCCUAUUCUAAGUCUACAGUUUACCAGCAGGAUAGACUGUUUGUUAGUGGAGUAGACUGAAAAAAGGGAGUUUCCAUAUGAGGAGAGCACAUGUAGGCCUCAAGAAGGUGAUCGUCUGAUGUGAAAAUUAAGAAAGUAGCGUUAAGAUAUCAAAGUAUGUACAAAUAUUUUCUAUCCACGGUAUGUACAGUCGUGUACUGUCAGCUAUAUUUGGCAAAUUUCAGAGUAUAAAAAAAGAGCAGUACAGUUAGAUACUAGUCUGUAUGUUUCAAGUUUUUUUUAAAUUUAAGUUUCUCUCCUUUUUUGUAAAAGCAGUGUCUACUAUGCAAACUUGGCAUUGGUUAUCAUGAUAGAAGUCUAUAACUAGAGCUGUCCUUGUAAGUGCAUUUUUAUUUUACUAUCAGGAGUGAUUUGAUUUGAUUAGUGCGGGGUAGUGUUGGUCCAUCUUAGCUAAUUCUGGCACGCUUCAUGAAUCUUGCUCAAUCUUGCUGAAUGCUCGCCUCUCUAUCUCCUCUAAUUGUUUUCUGUACAAAGUGUAAGAAAGAAUUUUUAAGACAAUUAAUAAAUUAUAUUUAUAAGCAAUGCUGAAAAUGUUUAGUGCCUUUGGUGGCUUAUUUCAACAGAGCUGUAUAAGGGAAUUGUUUUACACUUAUAUUUCUCAC
This is a messenger RNA of Xiphias gladius (swordfish), 7121 nucleotides long. Its product is annotated as netrin receptor UNC5C-like. The record is from RefSeq and is a predicted model, not a curated record. Bases 595 to 3429 code for a protein of 944 amino acids. Gene Ontology annotation, biological process: netrin-activated signaling pathway. Gene Ontology annotation, molecular function: protein binding; netrin receptor activity. Gene Ontology annotation, cellular component: membrane. Lineage: Eukaryota; Metazoa; Chordata; Actinopteri; Istiophoriformes; Xiphiidae. The transcript has 20 exons.